This is a messenger RNA of Hyposmocoma kahamanoa, 1690 nucleotides long. Its product is annotated as NADH-ubiquinone oxidoreductase 49 kDa subunit-like. Lineage: Eukaryota; Metazoa; Arthropoda; Insecta; Lepidoptera; Cosmopterigidae. Gene Ontology annotation, molecular function: NAD binding; quinone binding; NADH dehydrogenase (ubiquinone) activity. The transcript has a single exon. The record is from RefSeq and is a predicted model, not a curated record. The coding region runs from base 1 to 1371 and encodes 456 amino acids. Gene Ontology annotation, biological process: mitochondrial electron transport, NADH to ubiquinone.
AUGCAGCAUAUAAAACUUUUAUCUAUCAUAAAAUCGUCCUGGCACAUUCGCAACUUCAGUUUAAAUUCAUCGUUGCUAAGUCACCGGUGGUUCCCUGAUGCUGAGUAUCUGAAGCAGUUUAGCGGACCUGUAAUGUAUUCUACACCGGCUUUUGAUAGGGCAUAUAAAAUUGUUUAUCAUGGCCGAUUGCCACCCGUUGAACGACGGCUUAAGGACAUGUGGCUGAAUUGGGGCCCUCAACACCCAGCCGCUCACGGCGUCCUACGCUUAAUUCUUGAACUUGAUGGGGAGAUAGUAACCAAAGUAGACCCACAUGUCGGUUUUCUGCACAGAGCCACAGAAAAAUUAAUGGAACACAAACAUUAUAACCAGAGUUUACCUUACAUGGAUCGCCUUGAUUACGUGGCAAAUACGGCUAACGAACAGACCUACUGUCUUGCCGUGGAGAAAUUAUUAAAUAUUACAGUUCCACCCAGAGCCCAGGCAAUCAGAGUUUUGUGUACAGAAAUGUCUCGUAUUUGUAAUCAUAUGUUGAAUGUUGCGGGUACCGUUCUUGAUGCUGGUGGAAUCACACCUUUUUUUUGGUUUUGCGAGGAACGAGAGAAAAUGUACGAAAUGUAUGAACGACUUUGUGGUGCUCGAGUUCACAAUGCUUACUUACGACCUGGAGGUGUAUCACAGGACAUUCCUAUUGGAUUCUUGGAUGAUAUGUACGAAUUAAUAUAUAAGAUGGGAGAACGUUUAGAUGAGACUGAUGAUAUAGCAACGGGAAACAGACUUUAUUAUCAACGAACUGCAGGUAUAGGCGUAGUAAGCGCUCACGAUGCUAUUAGCUUAGGUUUCACAGGGCCUAUGUUGCGAUGCACCGGUGUCAAAUGGGAUUUACGGAUAGCUUUUCCUUAUGACGGGUACGAUUUGUACGAAUUUGAUUGUGUAGUAGGUACUUUUGGAGACUCUUACGAUCGUCAUCUUCUUCGUACGGAGGAGAUGCGACAAUCAAUAAGAAUAUUAGAGCAAGUUAUUAAUACGAUGCCUGAAGGGGAAAUAAGAACCGAUGAUGCCAAGUGUUGUCUUCCGCCUAGAGCAGAAAUGAAAAUGUCAAUGGAGUCGUUGAUACAUCACUUUAAGCUUUGCACAGAAGGAUAUCCAGUACCACCGGGUGCAACAUAUACUGCAACUGAGUGUCCUAAAGGAGAGUUGGGAGUUUACAUGGUGUCCAAUGGGAGUUCCAUACCGUACCGUGUUCAUGUGCGGGCUAGCUCACAUACACACUUAUUUGGUACACCGCUUUUAGGACGACGUGUUAUGUUGGCUGAUAUAUCUAUAAUUAUCGCCAGUAUAGACGUAGUAUUUGGAGAUGUGGACCGCUAAUUGCUUCAUAAGACAUGUUUGUUAAAUUAAGUAAGUAGUUGUAUUCUCAGAAUAUAAUAUGCUUACAUUGGGUUUUGCGCUUCGUGAUUCAUCCCAAUUAAACUUGUCCACCUUAAGAAAUAUUUAGUCUACGCACACAUAAGUAGUUUUUUAAAUACUUAGGUUAAAUAUUUUGAGGCUAUGUAAAGGUAGUAAGCAUUUUUUUUAAAUCUAAAAACAUAGUUUCUUGUGAAAACGGAAAUUACAUAUAGGUAUCUAAGUAGGUAGACAGUCGUCAUCGCUGUGGUUUCGACACAGUAAAGUAAGGCUCAACUCAUAC